Lentinula edodes (shiitake mushroom) is the source of this 1741-nucleotide messenger RNA. Its product is annotated as sterol carrier protein 2. Gene Ontology annotation, molecular function: acyltransferase activity, transferring groups other than amino-acyl groups. Lineage: Eukaryota; Fungi; Basidiomycota; Agaricomycetes; Agaricales; Omphalotaceae. The record is from RefSeq and is a predicted model, not a curated record. The coding region runs from base 101 to 1486 and encodes 461 amino acids. The transcript is spliced from 12 exons.
UUUCACUAUCCUGACUCUCUAUGAAGACUGGGAAUUCAACGGUUACUCGGCUUCCUUUUCUUCCUACAAGUUCAAGCUUCACAAUCUCAAAACCUCAACGAUGGCAAAAGGAAGACGAACAUUCUUAAUUGGUGGCGGAUGUACCGCUUUCAUUAAGCCGAGAGCAACCAGGACUACAGAAGAUAUGGGCUUAGAGGCUGCUACCAAAGCCUUACUUGAUGCUGGCAUUACUUAUGAUACCAUUGAGACAGCAGUAGUUGGGUAUUGCUACGGAGAUUCAACCUGUGGACAGCGUGCCCUGUACAACCUUGGUCUCACCGGGAUACCAAUUACCAACGUGAACAACAACUGCUCAACUGGGUCCACUGCUCUUUACACAGCAAACAAUGCUGUCAAAUUUGGUCAAGCUGAAGUUGCUCUUGCUCUUGGCUUCGAACGCAUGAAACCCGGAAGCCUUGGUACAAACUGGCCUGACCGACCUUCUCCAACAGCUCUUCUUAACCAAAAAAUGGAAGAGGUUGAGAUCGCUGGUUUAGGCUUGAACCAUGGUCCCGGUGCCCCCAGGAUGUUUGCGGAUGGUGCCCAAGAAUAUUUCCAAAAGUAUGGAGGAAAUAUUGAGCAUCUAGCUCGAAUUGCUUCAAAGAAUCACAAACACUCGGUCAACAAUCCGUACUCACAAUUUCGUGAUGGAUGGAGCGUAGAACAGGUCUUAAAAGCUCCCAAGAUUACAAACGAGCUUACAAAGUUUAUGUGUAGUCCAACUUCGGACGGCGCCGCUUGCUGUAUUGUAGCUUCAGAGGAUUUUGUCCAUGCUCACGGUCUCGAGAAUCAAGCUAUUGAAAUUGUUGCCCAAGCAUUGACUACAGACAAUCCUUUGGCCUAUGAAUCCAACAGCGCGAUGGAAGUUGUUGGAUAUACUAUGUCCAAGAACUGUGCCGAUCAAGUGUUCAAAGACGCCGGAUUUAAGGAAGGUGAAGGCAGAGACCAAGUAGGUGUUGUCGAACUCCAUGAUUGUUUCUCUGCCAAUGAGUUGAUCAUGUAUCCGGCGCUGGGUCUGUGUGGUCCUGAUGAGGCUCACAAGAUGGUCGAGCGCGGGGACAACACGUAUGGUGGAAAAUACGUUAUUAACCCUUCUGGAGGGCUGGAGGCCAAAGGUCAUCCGCUGGGCGCUACAGGCCUUGGCAUGCAUUUCUACAUCAUGAUGCAACUGCGGAACUGGGCGGGACCAAUGCAAGCUCCUGGCCUGUUUGACACCAAUGACAAGCGAGGCAAGUACGGCCUAGUUCACAAUGUCGGCCUAGGUGGUGCUGUCGUUGUUUCGCUCCUGAGACGGCCCGAAUUUUACAAAGAAGGGGGCAAGGAUGGGCGUGAUAGGCUUGGGUACAACCAUGCUCACCAAUGCCAUCCAAUUACUAUGAAAGAUGUUGACAAGGUCAAAUCGGUAAAGGAAACCUCUCCCUAUCUCAUGCAGCAUGCCAAGCUUUGAUUAAACAUUUUCUGCUGGCAAAUAUCAGCUUUAUAUAUGUACUAUGAUUGUGUUAUGUAUCUGUAGUCGCAGUAGUUCUUGCAUUGAAGGAUUCAGCUCUCAGCUAUAUCAUAUUCGAAAGAAUUGCCUGGCUCUGUCAAUCAGUGGGUUUGAUGGGCUGUUGAACUGGGACUUUCUUGUAUGACAUUGCGUUCAGCAUCCCGAGGAACGGUUUGCUUCCAUCGCCCUUCAGUCAAUGGUUUAGUUCAUAUUGUA